Messenger RNA from Physella acuta, 813 nucleotides. Its product is annotated as apolipoprotein A-IV-like. The record is from RefSeq and is a predicted model, not a curated record. NCBI's taxonomy places the organism in Eukaryota, Metazoa, Mollusca, Gastropoda, Physidae.
AUGAAUGUCAGCAUACAGCCAUACUUCAGACAGCUAGAUGUCAGCAUACAGCCAUACUUCAGACAGCUAGAUGUCAGCAUACAGCCAUACUUCAGACAGCUAGAUGUCAGCAUACAGCCAUACUUCAGGCAGCUAGAUGUCAGCAUACAGCCAUACUUCAGACAGCUAGAUGUCAGCAUACAGCCAUACUUCAGACAGCUAGAUGUCAGCAUAAAGCCAUACUUCAGACAGCUAGAUGUCAGCAUACAGCCAUACUUCAGACAGCUGGAUGUCAGCAUACAGCCAUACUUCAGACAGCUAGAUGUGAGCAUACAGCCAUACUUCAGACAGCUAGAUGUGAGCAUACAGCCAUACUUCAGACAGCUAGAUGUGAGCAUACAGCCAUACUUCAGACAGCUAGAUGUGAGCAUACAGCCAUACUUCAGACAGCUAGAUGUCAGCAUACAGCCAUACUUCAGACAGCUAGAUGUCAGCAUACAGACAUACUUCAGACAGCUAGAUGUGAGCAUACAGCCAUACUUCAGACAGCUAGAUGUCAGCAUACAGCCAUACUUCAGACAGCUAGAUGUCAGCAUACAGCCAUACUUCAGACAGCUAGAUGUCAGCAUACAGCCAUACUUCAGACAGCUAGAUGUCAGCAUACAGCCAUACUUCAGACAGCUAGAUGUCAGCAUACAGCCAUACUUCAGACUGCUAGAUGUCAGCAUACAGCCAUACUUCAGACAGUUAGAUGUCAGCAUAGAAUAUUUAAAUGAUUGCAUCAAGAAAAACUCUUCAAUCAAAAACUUCCAUCUAGGUCAGCAGCUGAAGUAG